AUGAUGGACACAAUGGAUGCGAAGCCUCCGCUGAUCGAUUUGGAUUUGAAUGGAUUGGCCUCCGUUCUCUCAAUACCCGCCUCUGGCAGUAAUCACGAUUGUUCACUUUGCUCGAAAACUUUCCCCAACUCGAAACUCCUUCAACAACACCAGCAAACGUUUCACACGGAUAAGGCCUUCGUCUGCGAGAUUUGCGGGAAAGCUUUCCGUUUCCGCUCAAAUCUUGCCGAGCAUCGAUCCGUUCACACAGCUCUCAAGCCAUUUGUAUGCAAAUUUUGCGGGAAAUCCUCUCGACUAAAAGGCAAUCUAACAAAACAUAUCUUGAAACAUCAUAAAAAGGAGCAAAAUGAGCAAAUAGGCAUCGAUGAUAUCAUCAUUAAAAAGGGAGCUCCACCCCAAGAAGUCCCUGUCUCACUCUUACCGAAAGCCGAAAAUGAAUCACCGGAAAACUAUGAAAAAGCCAUCCUUCUCUCAUUCGGCUUCGAUCAAGGCACAAUGGAUUUAACAGAAAAUGGAGAGGAAAACGGAGUCGACAGUCCAGAAGACACAGCAUCAAUGACCGACUCAGCAAUGAAGCAAGAUUUAGACAGCGACAUGUCCGCUGCAAGUCCACUACCACACAACUCAACGAUCGGCGGCGCGGCUUCUCUGCAUGCCCUUCUCGCUUCCGUUUGCACUUCACCACCACAACAACAACGCGACAAAACCCAAUCACCCCCGAUUCUCGCAAAUUUGAUUCACAGUUUUGCCAUCUCUUCACCAUCAAACAGUACAAAAACUGAGCCAAACGCGAAAACACAAUGCAACGAGUGCGGGAAACAUUUCCGGAAAGGCUCACAACUGCAAAUCCAUUUGGUGUUGAAUCAUGGCUAUCCACCAUUGGGGAACACAAAUAAUGGAGAGGAGAAGACACCCGAACCGGAGAGAUCCAGUGAAUGCGAGGCUCCUCCAAUUGCUCACGUCCUUCCCAUUCACCAGCCAACUGUCGGUGAGGUUGCCACUCUGCAAAAUGAUGUUCGAACGAUCAAAAAUGCUCUCUCUGAAAUAAAAACCCAACAAGCCACUCCAAAACAGGAUCAAUUAUUAUCCGGUUUGGACACUAGAGUGAGUCGAUUGGAGAAACAAGUCGAAAUGGCGCUCAACAGCAUCUAUACACUGGUUCAAUUGCAAACAGGAAUCUCUUCUUCAUUAACAAAAUUCCGCGACGAAACCGGCGACCAACUGCGCGCCAUUCGAGCGCUUCUCUCUGAGGGCACACCCACAAAU
Molecule: messenger RNA, 1266 nt
Organism: Mesorhabditis belari
Lineage: Eukaryota; Metazoa; Nematoda; Chromadorea; Rhabditida; Rhabditidae
Source: the annotation of a GenBank genome assembly